UAUAUACUUCAAACCUUCUUUGUCUUUCUCCUCAUAUAUUUUUUUCUUCUUUAUUUCAAAUAUCUUAUACCAAAUACCAUACAACGUAUUUAUUUUUUAUUAUAAAGUUCUUUGCAUUGCAGCUUUUGAUCACAAAACAUGACACAACAAGAGUUUGUUAAUAACAAUUAUAAAAUCAAAGAGCCUCGUCUUGUGGCAAGAAAAUUCUUGGCUAAACCUCAACAUGAAGGUGUUGGAGCUGUUGUUAGAAGAAGCAUUGGAAGAUUUGAGCUCAAGUACUUUGAUCCUUUCCUUGUAUUGGAUGAAUUCUCAGUCACUGCUCCUGCUGGUUUUCCAGAUCAUCCACACAGAGGCUUUGAGACUGUCACAUACAUGUUGCAGGGAGCUGUAACACAUGAAGAUUUUGAAGGGCAUAAAGGAACAAUUGAAGCUGGUGAUUUGCAAUGGAUGACUGCAGGGAGAGGAAUAGUUCAUUCAGAAAUGCCUGCUUCUCAAGGAACUCAAAAGGGUCUUCAGCUAUGGAUCAAUCUUGCUUCACAAAACAAAAUGGUUGAACCAAGGUAUCAAGAAAUAUUAAGCAAGGACAUAGCAGAAGCUAUGAAAGAUGGUGUGAAGGUUAGAGUAAUAGCAGGGGAAGCACUUGGUACAAAGUCUCCAAUCUACACAAGAACACCAACAAUGUACUUGGACUUCAUUCUCAAACCUGGUUCACACUUGCAACAACCUAUACCAAAAUCUUGGAAUGCUUUUGUGUAUGUUUUGGAAGGAGAGGGUAUUUUUGGAAACCAAAAGUCUCAACCUAUAAGCUCACACCACAUUCUUCUUCUUGGUUAUGGUGAUGGAUUAGAGGCAUGGAACAAAUCUUCUAAGCAACUUAGGUUCAUUCUUGUUGGAGGUGAACCACUAGGUGAACCUGUGGUUCAAUUUGGGCCAUUUGUUAUGAACACUCAAGAAGAAAUUGACCAAACCAUUGAUGACUUUGAGAACUAUGCUAAUGGAUUUGAGAAAGCAAGGCACUGGAGGUCUCAAAGUGCACUUAGCCUUGACUAUUGAGGGUUUUGACAUUUGACUUUUAUCUUUUUUGGGUUGUUUUAUAUCUCACAUUCCAGCUAGUUGAUGUUGAAAGAAGCAAGGAAAAACAACUUAGUUCAGUUCUUUGCAAUGUAAAUUGGAAUUUAUGAAUUAGAUGAAGAAUCAAAUCCAUUUUA
Molecule: messenger RNA, 1208 nt
Organism: Arachis stenosperma
Lineage: Eukaryota; Viridiplantae; Streptophyta; Magnoliopsida; Fabales; Fabaceae
Product: pirin-like protein
Exons: 6
Coding region: 139-1053 (304 amino acids)
Source: RefSeq, a predicted model, not a curated record